Molecule: messenger RNA, 4060 nt
Organism: Branchiostoma floridae (Florida lancelet)
Lineage: Eukaryota; Metazoa; Chordata; Leptocardii; Amphioxiformes; Branchiostomatidae
Product: WD repeat-containing protein 49-like
Molecular function (GO): protein binding; calcium ion binding
Source: RefSeq, a predicted model, not a curated record
CGCGGGAUUUUGCGCCCAUGGAAACUGGCAAGCCGCAGUGUGACAGAUCGACUUGUUGCAGACUUCACGUCGUGAUUCCUGAUCUUUGCCGGAGAUUAUGCGAUUUUCCAGGCAUUUGCCGUGAUGUAGUAAGAUAUACGUCGAUAAAUGUCGUGCAGUAUAGUUUGGUGAUGGUUGUCCUUCUGUUCGAAAGGUGUUGAGAGGGCAAACUUGGCGAUCUGAGUGAAGGAAGGAAGUUGCAGAAGUGGGAAGGUAAACACAGAUCAAAGAUGGAAGCAAAGACGGGGGACUCGAACACGAGCUCGGUUUUACCGAAUGGCGCGAACGGAGAGGCAGAAAAGGAGGAGGCGGGGACGGAGAGAGAAGUGGUGACGAGCACGGCUGAGUUGCCGGGAACACGCAAAGCCGGCCGCGGGAAGGACACGGCACAGCCCCCGCCUUCCAGCGCAGCAAGCACCGGGACUGACAGGGAGACAAAGAUCAUGCCUUUUGGAGGAGAGAAGAUUGAGAGCAGACUGAAUGUGCUGGAGCUCCAGGCAAUGCAGGAGGCAUUCAUGAUUGAGGGGAGCGGCUACGACAACAAGCUGAGUUUGAACAAGGAGGAGUUUAUACAGAAGAUGACUGACAUUCUGAAGAGACAGAGUAAUGAGGAGUACUCCGAGCUGUUUGACAAAAUUGAUGUGACCAAGGAUGGAUAUGUCGACUGGGACAAGAUAGCGUCCCACAUGCUGCUGGAGUACUAUGAGAAGGAUGACAGGGUCAAGGCUACACAGGUGCCACAGUGGAAGGACCUGAAAAUACUACAGAGCCCCCAUAAAGACACGAUACAGAAGAUUAAGUACCACAAGGCCACACAGCGAUACAUCUCCAUCAGCAAGGAAGGCUGCGUCGCCCUCUGGAGCCCACAGUGCAAACUGCAGAAAUCUGUCACGAUUUCUGUGGACUCGGUGAAAGACAAAGACCUGUGGGUCAGUGACUAUGUUCUCCUGCCCAACAUCAACAAGAUUGCCUUGUCCUUAACCAGCAAGGAGAUACUAUUCUAUGACCUGAGCACCAAGUUGGACUUCAGCUGUCAGUACAAGGUGGAAGGGCUGGAGUACACGCCCCUCUCUCUGGACUACUGGAGUAACCCAGACAACCCCAGUGAGGCCUUCUUGGUGUUUGGGGAUGUUGGAGGUCAGGUCACGGCCCUGAACUUCACCUCCACACACAUCGCCCUGUUUGAGAGGCCCACUCCACCAGUGGGGGAGGAGGAAGCUGAAGUGACAGUAACUGUACAGCUGAGUAACAUAGCAAAGGGGCGAGACAAGUACUGUAAGAUGGCCCGCCACAGAGAACACAACGGAGAAUGGACAAGACAAGUGAGGUACGCUGCACAUCUGGAGUGUUUCAUCUCCUGCUCCACGACUGCACGGAGCUCCAUGGUGCUGGGCUGGGUGGAGAAGGCCGCACGCAGUAUGAGGACAAUAUCCUUCAAUGUGAGCCAGGGCAUCCACUGCUUUGACUAUCAUGAGCAGAUGAACCUAAUUGUCACAGGAGGAGUGAACCAUCAUGUCUCCCUGUGGAACCCCUAUGUCACCUCCAAACCCAUCGGUUUGCUGAGAGGCCAUAUGGCGAGUGUAGUGAAUGUACAGUUCAACACCACCAAGGGUCAGAUCCUCAGCUUCUCCAAGGACAAGGUACUGAGGGUCUGGGACAUCCAACAGCAGCUCUGUCUACAGAGAGUGGCUGGCAUCUUUCCUAAAGGCCCUGAAGUUUACACAUUUUUGCAGUUUGACGAAGAGCGGUUGAAGAUGUUCAUCACGUUCAACAACCAGCUGACCCUGCUGGAGAUGAAGCCUGAGAUGAAGGAUAAGAUCCUCAGCCAUGACAAACCCAUCACCAGCGUGCUGUACAACAGGACAUAUAACCAGGUCAUCAGUGGCUGCCAGGGUUCUACUGUGACCGUCUGGAUCAUUGACUCAGGUCAAAAGGUCAAACAGUUUGAGAACUGCCACGGUAGCGCAGAGAUCACCACCAUGGCCCUGGACCCCAGCGACACCAGACUGUACACGGCUAGCACGGACGGAACUGUCAAGAUUUGGGAUUUCAAUGGUCACUGCCACCACUUGCUGAACGCAGGCAGGGACUCCGCUGUGGACAUCACGCAGGUGCUGGUCCUGAAGAGAACGGUGCUGGUGAUGGGGUGGGACAGAAUGAUAACAGUAUUCCGGUUCCAAGCCUUCAAUACUUACACAGUACAGCCAUCUGACUGGAAGGGUGGGCAGGAACACCAAGAUGACAUCCUGUGUGGAGCGUUCAGCGACCCGAACACCCUCGCCACGGGGAGCUACGACGGAGAAAUCAUCAUGUGGAACAACCAGGGGGAGCGGGCGUCCCGCCACCUCCGGCAGAGGGUGCGGCAGAAGGGGAAGACCAGCACACGACAGACGACCACGGCUGGGAGCAUGCCCACGGUGACGAGGCAGGGGACUGUGUCGUCCUUCACUGGUACAGACGACAAGGCUCUGCUGUCUCGGGAAGUCACGGGGCUGAGUCUGGAGGAUGAAGAAAAUAGUGAAUUUGGGAACCCGAUCACCCGGAUGGUGUUUCUGGAGGAGAGGAAGGAUAACCUGGAGGGUGGGGGGAACCUGGUGUCGUGUGGAGGGAACGGGUUCGUCAGGUUCUGGAGCACCGGGGACAGCAGUCUGGUGGCAGAGUUCCUGGCACACCCUCACAAUGGCAGCAUCAUCAUGGCCACAGAUGACCUCAACCGUUACCUAGACGGAGACGUGGAUGGCACAAAAGUGUGGAACAUCGAGGAGUACUGUCUGAGACACAACCCUGACGGGCCAGUAUGCACCGACCCACCUCCGUUGCUGUGCAACCAGACGCCACAUCUGGACUCCAUCAACCAGAUGUUGUUCUGCAGGAGGAACGACUGUGACCUCAUCGUCUCCUGCUCUUCCGACUGCAGCGUGGCGUUGUGGGACGUCCACGGGAACAUCAUUGGCUACUUUGGACAGGAGGAGAAGUGGAAGAUUGAGGAGUACAUCCCUCCGGAGGAGCCGGAGGAAGAUGAUGAGAAGGAGGCUGAUGAGGAUGAGGAGCUCCAUCAGGCCCUGGAGGCGGAGGAGGAGAUGAUGGAGCUGACGUUUGAGGAGGAGGGUUACGAGGAGGACUACAGGCACAACACCUGGGAGAAGACGUACCUGGGGAAGGCCUACCAGGACCUGCGGGUUCAGAAGAGGGAGAGGAAACAGCCCACCAGUAUCCCCAACCUGCCCUACCUGACGUGGGAGAAAACUGGACAGGCACCUGCAGGGCCUUAUAAGAGUCUGGAAACGUCUGACUUGAUGAAGAUGAAUGUUCUGAAGAAGCCAGACUUCGUGGUUCAUCCUCACAAGUACUUUGGACAGAGAACGGAGACGCCCGUGGAGACGGUGCCCAAACUGCCGUCCCUGACUGAUGGUCUAAAGGCUGCCUUCGACGAGAAGACCCUCUUCCCCAAGUACAUCAUGGAGUUCGAACUGAAGAUGAAGUCCGUCCACGGGAUAAUGUCCGCCAGCAAGAAGGGGCGGGUCAGCAAGAGCCUCCUCGCCACCAGCAAGCCCAACCUGCUGCUGCAGAGCAAGCAGUCCAUGAACUCCAUCUCCAGUAAGCAGUCUGCAGACAACCUGUCCCCCAAGUCCAGGGUCAAGGCAGGCCUGCAGAAGGUGCAGGGGAUUCCCGACGUGGGAAAGAAGGGGCAGCUCAAGCCCCUGGGGAAGACGACCACAUCGGAGGCAUCCAGCUCAUCUGUCCAUACGUAGUCUUGAAAGUGGACUUAGUGUUGCUUAACUCUGUGCAGUGCUAGAAGACACAAACGUUUCUGUCUUCAUAAUUCUUGAGAUUGUUCCAUUGACACUUAUCUCAGCUACAAAAAAAUCUGCAUUAUAGAACCUAGAAGUGUAGAAAGGCCUUAGCCUCAUUCUAUUCUGUUGACAAAGACCACUGGGUUCGAGAUUUUCCUGAUUUUUUAUUAUUGACCACUGUUAUUGUACAGACCAUAUUUACUGUGAAAGUUAACUUUGUAUAUUGG